AUCAACGCUUAAAAUGACCAAAAAGAAAUGGAUUGCUAACUUGAAACACAUGGUGAAUAAGAGUCCUUUAUAUUCAAAUUUUAUUAUUGGCUUUGUGAUGCUGGGACUUGAACAACUUGUGGAGAUAGAUUUUGCAUGCCCUUGUAAUCCAAAGCUGAAUCUGGUGUUCUCAGCUGCGUAUUUUGUCAUUCCUGCUCUAUUUUCCUUUGCACUCUUGUUUUAUAUCCAAAGCUCACAAUGCAAAUAUUCAAGCUGUUUGCACUGUGCAGCAGUUUGUCUCACUCCAGCCCUUCUUUGGAUCAUGCUGCUGUUCUUUGAUGGACAAUACUUUGCCUGUGCAAAAACUUCAUGGGAAGGACUGACGGUUCACACUGACAUAUCCGCUUCAACAACAUGGUGUAAGCCACUGAAUAAACCUGAUAACAUCACAGAAAAACAAAUGGCAUUUUUUAGCUAUCGAAAUAAUUCUCAGAUAGCGGGACUGUGCAUACUGCUCCUGAUCUCCCUGCCCCUAAUAUGGAUGGGAAUUAAGAGGUGGCACUACACAUCAACAAGAACCAAAGAACCUGAUGAUGAACAAUUGGAAAUGGAGGAUUUUGGAAAUAGCCCAACACCCCCUCCAGACAGCCCCUCAUUUAUUGUGGAUCAAGACAGAACUUCAUCUUAA
Molecule: messenger RNA, 667 nt
Organism: Myxocyprinus asiaticus (Chinese sucker)
Lineage: Eukaryota; Metazoa; Chordata; Actinopteri; Cypriniformes; Catostomidae
Exons: 2
Coding region: 14-667 (217 amino acids)
Molecular function (GO): monoatomic cation channel activity
Source: RefSeq, a predicted model, not a curated record